Molecule: messenger RNA, 1335 nt
Organism: Erigeron canadensis
Lineage: Eukaryota; Viridiplantae; Streptophyta; Magnoliopsida; Asterales; Asteraceae
Product: WAT1-related protein At2g39510-like
Exons: 7
Coding region: 45-1196 (383 amino acids)
Cellular component (GO): plasma membrane
Molecular function (GO): transmembrane transporter activity
Source: RefSeq, a predicted model, not a curated record
AUAAACAUAACACACACAAACAUAUCUUAAGUCAUUAAAACAACAUGUUGUUCGAACAAUUAAAGCCUUAUCUGUAUGUUGUAAUUUUGCAAUUUGGAAAUGCUGGACUAGUUAUCAUUGCCAAGGCUGCACUUAAUCAUGGCAUGAAUCAUUAUACUUUUGCCACAUAUCGAAACCUCAUUGCAACCAUUGUUAUGGCCCCUUUCGCUCUCUAUUUUGAGAGGAAAGGAAGGCCUAAAUUGACCCUCUCAAUCUUCUUCAAGAUAAUGUUGCUGGGAUUCUUAGAGCCCGUUGUCGACCAGAACUUAUACUAUGCAGGAAUGAAGUAUACAACCGCUACUUUUGCAAUAGCAAUGUGCAAUAUAAUCCCUGCCAUGACGUUUCUCAUGGCUUGGAUAUGCAGAUUGGAGAAGGUGAAUAUUAAGAAAAUACGUAGCAUCGGGAAGAUAGUUGGGACACUAGUUACAGUGGGAGGUGCAAUGAUAAUGACGGUGGUUGUCGGGCCUACAAUUGGCUUGCCAUGGACCAAGGCCUCAAGCACAGGGCACCAGACCCAAACUACUACCCCAAUAAACCCCGAAGACAAUAUCAAAGGCUCAAUGAUGAUCAUAGCCGGUUGUCUGUCAUGGAGUUGCUUUUACAUUGUUCAGGCACUUGCAUUGAAGCAAUAUCCCGCAGAGCUCUCCCUUACAACUUUGAUAUGCGCAGCAGGAACAUUGCAAGGAAGUAUAGUGACCGUAAUAGCUGAACGGGGAGAUACUGCAGCUUGGAAACUACACUGGGAUGCUGGACUUGUGACCAUGGUCUAUGGUGGAGUGAUUUGUUCAGGAUUGGGUUACUAUCUUUCAAGUAUAAUAAUGAAGGAAAAAGGCCCGGUUUUCGUGACUGCUUUUAAUCCUCUAAGCAUGGUUAUCGUUGCAGUUCUAGGAUCUUUUGUUUUGUCCGAACAAUUGAACUUAGGAAGGAUUCUUGGAGCAGUUGUGAUUGUUGCCGGGCUAUACAUGGUGAUUUGGGGCAAAAGCAAGGAUGAAAGUCCAUCAAACUCCAAAUGUGACCCGGAUCAGUUUCCACCGGUUAAUCAACAGAUACCCUUGACAAUUAGUGGCACAAAAUUGGGAAAACAAGAUCAUCUUAACAGUCUUUCAAUAGCAAUACCACCAUCUAAUGAAACGGCCAAGAAAAUUAACGGCAAAUAGAGUAACAUAACUGGUAGUAAGUUUAUGAGGAGGAAAAAAAAACCACAAUAAUCGCUUGUACUAUUGAACUUCAUUUCCAUUUUGAAGUUUUCCUAUCGAUUAUAUUGAUUAUUGAACAUCCUUUUCAUUUUUGAUGCAA